GCGUGGAUAGCAUAGCAAAAUCUGUUGAAACUUAGAUAGCUAUUUACCCAGUACCUCUAAAGAAAACAAUGCUUGUUGGUUUGUGUUUCGGACAAACUCUGGGAUAAAUCUACUUGUGUUUCUAAGGAAAAGCCAUGAGUUGUACUGAUCUUAUGUAUCAGUUUUAUCCGCCGUAUUUCUCUCAUAAAACGACACCUUCAGAAAACGGGAAACUUACCAAUCCAGUUCCGUACGAAAGUCAACACGUGACAGCGCCAGGAAGUUACUGCUGUCCUGGAGAUGUGAGACACACUAAAAUCAGGGAUACGGAUCCAACAUCGGAUAUACCAGAUCCGGAAUCUCAGCCGAAAGGGUCCCAAUAUUUCAAUGCUAAUUGUGUUUUGUUGACUUACUUUAAUGGUGAUACAGCUACAAAUGUUGAUGAACAUUUCUCGAGAGCACUCAGCCAGCCGAGCAGUUUUACAUUGGAAAAAAACGGAUCUCAGAAUCUCCGACGCUCCGAUACUCCCCUAAUGUGUCAACGCAAACUACCUCCUUCCUUCUGGAACAGUGCCUACCAACCUCCUAGACCAUCAUUCGCUUCCGGAAGUAGUGCGGACUAUCCGAGGGACUAUUUGACGUCGCCGUGGUAUACACUGUCCAAUAACUGGCCAUAUCAUUUCGCCGCAUCUCAAUCGUACUCUAACGCACCUGACUUUGCCCGAUCCUUUCCAUAUUCAUCCUUUGACUCAGCCAGUAAACUUGGUCCAUCUUAUCAAUCAUUAAUGUUAAGGAGUGGAUUUGACUCGAGAAAUUCAAAAUAUGAAAUGUCCAAACUAUCAGACUCUUUACAAGGAGCUGGAAGUUAUUAUGCAUCAUUACAAAGAUUUGGUGCGGAUUUAUCUUCAAAUGUGAACUACGAUUCGUCAACGACAUCAUCGCUGGACUAUCCGCUACAGAGUAUGAGGAAGGAUAUUUGUUGGUAACGUUCAGAAACAUCAAACCAAAUGUUCUUCGUCAUCAUACGGCGGUGUCGACGUCAGACAUAUCAUAGUUAUGGUAUGUCGCCCAUACCGAAAUAUAAUGAUGACCACACCAGUAACAAUUCAAAAUGAGGAUAGAAAUGAAUGAUUACGUAAGAUAGUAAAAACAAACGUCUUUUCACCCGCAAACAGGGAACCACCGACACAAAACUCAUAAUAAUGGAGGUGUAUGCUUGAGAACGAUUAAUAUGACAUAAUAAUGGAGGGUAUGAUUGAGAACGAUUAAUAUGACUCAAUUCGAACAAGCAAUAUAUCACCAUAUAGGUUUCUAGAAUAAUUUAUCUCUGGAGGAUACACCAUAUACCGGAUACAUAGUUUUGUGAAGCUGUCUUCCUACAAACUUUACAUGAUUUACAAUCAAUGUUACUUCUGUUGAUGCACGUUUAAAACUUGCUUUCAACUUUAUUUCCUGUGUUAAAUGUUAUAAGAGGUAUUUUUUCAUCAACGCUGAAGGACAGAAGGACAGCGAUAAUAGAGAAAGAUGUUUGACAUUGUUUUCUGUAUAUAAUAGUGAAGAAAGUAUUGUCCGAUUAUUUUUGUCAAUAAAAUGUAUG
This is a messenger RNA of Mizuhopecten yessoensis (Yesso scallop), 1576 nucleotides long. Its product is annotated as transcription cofactor vestigial-like protein 2. The record is from RefSeq and is a predicted model, not a curated record. NCBI's taxonomy places the organism in Eukaryota, Metazoa, Mollusca, Bivalvia, Pectinida, Pectinidae. The coding region runs from base 135 to 965 and encodes 276 amino acids. Gene Ontology annotation, cellular component: nucleus. The transcript is spliced from 4 exons. Gene Ontology annotation, biological process: regulation of transcription by RNA polymerase II.